CAGGAGACUAUAAAUUAACAUGUCGGCCUCAACCCAUGUCAACGACUCAAUCCAGGUCGUUAACGACACUUCUUGGCUGAUUGGCCAAAGACUCCUCCUCUCACGUCACGCUGCACCGCCCCCCAACCGCAACCAGCCGUCCUGGAGUGACGGGAGCGGCGCGUUUUUCAUCCUCUCCGAUGCUCCUUCGCCCUCACCACAAUGCCAACCACACCCGGCCCACUCACCUGAGCUACCGCGAAUAUAUGCCGCCGGGGACCAAUCCGCCGUUUGGCGUGCCGGGGAAGCCUUCAUCAAGAUACAAAACCUUACGGAUCCAAAGAGCACCCGGGAGCACGUCACACUCGACUUCUUGCAACGCAAGAAGCCGCUCGAAUUCAAGAUCCCCACCGUGCUCCACCAUGGCGAGUGGGAGGGUCGAUAUUAUCUCUUUCUCUCCCGCGUACCCGGCCAGACACUGACAGAGGCUUGGCCUGGCAUGGAUGAGGAGCUGCGGCAGUAUUAUGUCCAUCGUGUGGCCGAGCUGUGCGAAAGGAUGUCCGCGUGGGAGGGCGAAGCCAUCUCCGGAGUUGAUGGAGGCCAGCUGACGGAACUCUACUUGAGGAAGGGCAAAACCCUCGAUCCCGACAUCAUCCGAGACAACUGCGUGGGCAUUGGCAUGGAUGUUUCUUCUUUGGUGUUCUAUCACUGCGACUUAGGGCCGGGGAACAUUCUUGUUGGGCCAGAUGAGGACAGAGGGAUAGGGAUUAUUGACUGGGAGGUUGCCGGAUACGUCCCGAGAGAGUGGAUUCGGACAAAGUUUCACCUCUCCUCUGGGAUGGAUUUCCCCACCGUAGAGGACGCGCAGAAAUCAGACUGGCGUCGUCUUGUGUCCAGGAAACUAGCUGCCAUGGGGUUCAAGGAGGUCAUUGAUGGAUGGUUGGCCUUUCCCAGCGCCUAGGAACCAACGUUUAGGCAACUCUGGGGGAGAGGCAUAGCGUUAGAGGACGGAAUCAGACAGUCUUCUUUACUGCUACAAGGUCGCUGUCAUGAACUUUACUCG
Chaetomium fimeti is the source of this 1042-nucleotide messenger RNA. RefSeq names its product kinase-like domain-containing protein. The record is from RefSeq and is a predicted model, not a curated record. NCBI's taxonomy places the organism in Eukaryota, Fungi, Ascomycota, Sordariomycetes, Sordariales, Chaetomiaceae. Bases 20 to 940 code for a protein of 306 amino acids. The transcript has a single exon.